Carassius gibelio (silver crucian carp) is the source of this 3355-nucleotide messenger RNA. RefSeq names its product sphingosine 1-phosphate receptor 2. Gene Ontology annotation, cellular component: membrane. NCBI's taxonomy places the organism in Eukaryota, Metazoa, Chordata, Actinopteri, Cypriniformes, Cyprinidae. Gene Ontology annotation, molecular function: sphingosine-1-phosphate receptor activity. The record is from RefSeq and is a predicted model, not a curated record. Gene Ontology annotation, biological process: sphingosine-1-phosphate receptor signaling pathway. The transcript has 2 exons. The coding region runs from base 562 to 1626 and encodes 354 amino acids.
UUAUCGCGGAUAGACAAAUUAGGGGUGUAAAAAUCACCAUCCUGGGCUCUUCCACGUUGCGUGUGUGUGUGUGCGCGGAUGUGUGUAUUUCGUCUUCGCGCGCACAGAUCUGUGAGACUGUUGUUCGUUGUACAGCGCAUGGAAUUACAGCUUUUUGAAUUAAACGGAAAGCACAGCCGCACCUGACGCGUCCGAAACACGUUAACGCGAACGUAGACUAUUUUUUCUCCUCUUUUGAUGUUUAUCUCAACCAUGGCUGUGUAAAUGAUUAGAUUACAUGCAGCAAUGACUCCGCGAAAGUUUUGACCUUUAUAACAGCAGCUACUGUUGGCUCUCCCAACGGAUCCUUCAAGACUCGAGCCAGGGAUCAAGACUCGAUUACGAAAUCUCAUGUAAACUUUAUAGAGGAAGAUUAAAAACAUCGACACGCGCUUCUUCUCUCUGCCAAGCAUCGCACAUGGGGUGACACUGAGGAGCUUCCUGGGCCACUGAGACGUGUCUUCGGCCGCCCUCUCAUUGACUUCUGGCCGUCUGGUUGCAGGGCUUUACCAAGGUGCCACCAUGAGCAAAUACUCCCAGUACUUCAACAAGUGCCUCGUAGAGGUCCACUAUAGCAUCGUCAGGAACAUGAGCCAGAAGGAAAUAGCGGGCCGCAGGGAGACUGAACAAAGACUGAGCACCCUGAACAUUUUAUUUGUUAUAAUCUGCAGUAUCAUCAUCUUCGAAAACCUCUUGGUGCUCAUUGCUGUGUUUCGCAAUAAGAAGUUCCACUCUGCCAUGUUCUUCUUCAUCGGGAACCUGGCCUUCUCGGACCUAUUGGCUGGCUCUGCUUAUAUUGCCAACAUCUUCCUUUCAGGCCCUAAGACAUUUAGGUUGGUGCCUGUCCAGUGGUUCAUACGAGAAGGGACUACUUUCAUAGCACUGGCUGCAUCCGUUUUCAGCCUGCUGGCUAUCGCCAUAGAGCGCUACAUUGCCAUCACCAAGGUCAAGGUUUAUGGCUCCAACAAAACUUGCCGCAUGUUCCUUUUGAUCGGAGCAUGCUGGGUGAUGUCCAUCCUUCUGGGAGGUCUUCCCAUUUUUGGUUGGAACUGUAUUAAUAACGUUGUGGAUUGCUCCUCUGUCCUGCCUCUCAACUCCCGAUACUAUAUCCUUUUUGUUGUUACCGUCUUCACCGUCAUCUUGAUGUCCAUUGUGAUCCUUUACGUUCGCAUCUAUCUUAUUGUGCGUACAAGCCAGCGAGAGGCCACCAAUUCUCCAGCUUAUGCUCUCCUGAAGACCGUCACGAUUGUGCUUGGCGUAUUCAUCAUUUGUUGGUUACCCGCAUUCACCAUCCUUCUCUUGGACACUUCCUGUACGAUAAAAGAAUGUCCUAUCCUCAACAAUGCUACCAUCUUCUUCAGCAUCACCACAAUGAAUUCGGCGCUGAACCCGCUGAUCUACACAUUGCGGAGUAAGGACAUGAGGAGGGAGUUCCUCAGGGUGCUUUGCUGCUGGGGGCUGUUCAAUUGUGGCAGGCCUUCUCACCGCUGCAUGGUGCCACUCAGGAGCUCAAUUUCAAUGGAGCACUGCACCCACAAACACGAACAUCAGUCAAUUCCCAUCAUGCAGGACUGCACUUCUGUCUGAUUUUGUCUCCUCAGUGCCCAGGUGUUUGAAGACCAGGGGAGACCCCUUCUUUGAGGCAAGGCGCAGAAGACAGAAUUGUUCAGUGACCUCACAGAUGACAGGUGAAUCACAAUCAGUGUCUUUGGACUCAUGGACAUUUAGAGCAGAUAUCACAACUGUGCUACCGGACUCCUGCGUGUCGUUUGUUGCUUCUGUCCUUGCAAAAGUUCCUGAACGUCACAGAAUGAGACUUCACCACGUAUUUGACUUCAUAAGGCACAUUAAAGAAAGCCAAUUUCAAAUGGGAAUAUCCAUUGAAGCUCUUCGACAAAACAUGAAAAAUGAAAGUCUCACUUUGCAGACUUCUAGGCAGCUUGGGAUUGUAAUUUUCUCAUAUGCUGACCAACCUAACAGAAGUCGCAUACAAGAUGUAUCCUAUCCACAAGUAGAUUACCACUGUCUUGGUUCAGAGAUUUGAGAGUACUGGUUGAAAUGUACAGAUCGACAAUGCACUCCGUGUGAGCCAAUCAAAACAUGCAUUGCAUGCAUUGCAUGCUUGCAGAACCUCUCCUAAUGUAUACAUCAAGUAACUUGAUAUACAUAACAUCCUUUGAUUGCCGUCAAUAAAAGGAUUCCACUUCAUUGUAUUGCAUGAAAGUCUAACCUGUGUAAAAAAAAACAAUAUGUAUGACCAAUCUAUGUACAAUUGUCAAUGUUACUUCUCUUUGUAUUUUAUUUUGCUUUAACAUUCCUUUUUUUUUUUUCUUAAAGCACGAUCAGAAUGUGAUUACAUUACAGAAUGUGACACGAGUUUCUCUCAGCAGCUGGUGUAAAUGCUGGUUGUGUUGGGAUGACAAUGCUGUAGCUUCGCUGCGGCAGCGUGUGCUUUGUUUUGGGCCCAACUUGACGAAUGGAACUGAAUAUAAGAAUGAAGUGUAACGAGCGAACAUUUUUCGCUGAUCGACAGUAUUACCAAACAUCAUUGUUUUCCUGUUGAUUAUUGAGCUUGCAGCAACAAGAGCGGGCACUCACUUUGAAGUCUUAGUGACAUUUAAUGAAUAUGCCAUUGAUAAGACUGGAAACUUUGAGAUAAGGACAAAUUGAGCAUGCAUUUCUCUCUUUUGAAGGCAUAUUCAUUCUGAGAUAUGGGGGUUGCUAGGUGUUAUGCUGUCUUUUAAUAGGCCACAAGUCUUUAGAAGAAACUUUAAACUUCCUGCAACCACUGAAGUCCAGUGCUUUCAUGCUUCUUCCUGUUGUUAGGGACUGACCUUGAUGUUCCCUUAAGUUGAUUUCCUUAGUCCAACACUUUCACUCACACAAUCACAGCCUUGACUGUUUGAUCCCAACAUGUUUUAGUUUCCUUUGCUGGUCGGUUUAGUUCAGCGGAGAAAGCACUUUGGCAGCUCUUCCAAUACCAACCUAAUGUAUUUUGUUUUUUUUCUGUCUGUCUUUUAUUUUUAAUGAUGCAUUAAGAAUUUAAGACUGUGUGAGCAUUCCUAUCACUCCGUUCAGUGUAAAACAUGGCCUACCCUGUGGAACGAUGUUUGUUUUAUAUGAUACAUAUAUGAAAGUGUGUAUGUAUCUGUGUACAGUAUCUAUGUAAUGUGUAUACAUAUACAGUGUCUUGUGUGCAAUAGCCUUGUGUUUUAGUUGCAAGCUACCUGUGCUAAAUCGGUACAAUCCCAAACACUAAUGUAGGUACAUAAACAUUAGUUCAUUCCUUUUUUGAAUAAAAUAUAAAUGAAAUACA